AUGGAAAGUAAAUCCUUCAUUGCCGAAGAUGAUGUAUGCACCUUAUUGUUUAGCGUUGUUCCUAUUAGCUGUUCUUUGUUUGUGGAUCAGCCUGGUCUCACAGGCACUCCACCUCUGGGACAAUACAUCCCUUAUGUAAUGUGGAAUAUUCAAUCUUUGAGCAUUUCCAAGAACCUCUACUGUUCUGAUGGUUUCGGUGAUAUCCAAAGUGAGGUUAUGGAGGAUGUGAUAUCUGAUGAUUAA
Messenger RNA from Sungouiella intermedia, 243 nucleotides. The record is from the annotation of a GenBank genome assembly. Lineage: Eukaryota; Fungi; Ascomycota; Pichiomycetes; Serinales; Metschnikowiaceae.